UCUUGUCAGUAUAUCCAUAAUCUUGCUGUCUGUCAUCCAGGGUUUAUAACGUCAUUGGUGUUGGGGAGGGUGGCUUCUUGACGAAGGUACAAAGUGGAUGUUUUAAGUGCUACGGCCCGCAAAACAAGUAAGAAUUUAUUGUUUUCCCUUUCAAGUGAACUACGUUAAUGUAUAGCUCACGGUGAAAUAAAAAGCCACAUUUUGUUGACACGGUUCUCCAAUUCGCAGUGGAGUUGACUUCCUCACCAUAUGGUUCUGUGUUAACUAACGUUGCUAGCUAACGGAUAUUUACAGCAGCUUCAGACUCAGAUUCCUGUCGGCAAUCAUAGUCGUCAUUUCAAUUAUACAAGUUAGAGAGACAACUCAUCAUUAGAUGGCUUUUAUGUUUAUUAGCACGUAGUAAGCUAUCUAGUUUUAUGGAUAACCUGAGUUAGUUGGGUAACUUGCUACAUUAGUUAAAUCUAGUUAGCGAUCUAAGGCUAACUGUAAAUCAUUUGAUUUACCUAACGUUAGCUAGCUACAUUCUGAAGGAAAUACCUGGUAACUAGGGCAAACUCUUGCUUGUGUCCUACUUUGAGCUAGCUAGCCAGAGAUUGAGGAUGUAUGUGGCAGUCUGAUGAUGUUUUGGGGAGUGAGUAUCUGCUCUUCAUUGUCGCUCUGUGUUUCCUGGAACGCCCCUGUCUAAUGGGUGUGAGGAACAGAAAGUCGAUUUCCUAAUGGUUGUCCUAGAUAGCGUUUCCUAGUAAAGGUAUUGUUGAACUGGCCCGGACAUAUUGCAAAAGUGUGAAGAGUCAUUACUUUUAACAGAUACUGUUUUAAUGUCAAAUCAUACUUCGUUAUGAAUCUAUAACAGCACUUCUCUCCAGUUAGGACUAGGCAUUUAACUGUUAUGUAACUUGUGACACAUUUUAUUAGGCCUAUUUUAGGACAAACUUGCCUGAUAAGUUUGAUAACACUGUUUAUCUCUGUACUCUCAGUUAUGUAUUGAUAGCAAGAUAGCAAAACAAAAAACUAGUUCCUACUUUCUCCUCUCCCAGAGUUUUCACCCACCCACCUACAUUCCCAAUAUACCUGCCACCCAGCCCCCAACAGUCUUCACCCUGAGGCCUAAGAGCACACCACACAGGUAGCAAUGUCUUCCGGUAAAGCAGACCGCUAUCGCACACAGCCACGGGACUCCAAUACCCUCAUCCAGACAUGCAGCUCCAACAUCCAGAAGAUCACACAGAACAGUAAGUAUUGCUGCAGAAAGACAGUGGACAAACCCAGGGUAGAAGAUUUAGAAAAUUAAGAUCAUUCAGUCAGGACUUUGUAAUAAUCUAUGCUAGAUGUAUCCUAUAGCUUACAGUUUAGAGAAUGUAUUUUUUCACCCUUCCCAGCUGCCCAGAUAAAGAGCAUGGUGAAUCAGCUGGGGACGAGGCAAGACACCAGCGAACUGCAGGACCGUCUGUAAGUAUUCUCAGUGUUUUGCUUGUACAUACACCGACAAACGUAUUAAUAAACAUGCAUCCAUACACUGUCAAACUUAUUUAUGCGCCGAACACAGAACAGAACAUAUGUGUGUGUUCUAUGUUACUCUCUGAGAGUUUGGUAUCUCCCCUACUGACUUUGGACAACGGUUCCUGUUCCUUCAGGCAGCAGAUACAGCACUUUACCAACCAGCUGGCCAAGGAGACCAGCAAGCACCUGAAAGACCUGGGCGCCGUCUCACUAUCUUCAGCACCUUCAGAGCAGGUCAGUAUCUGUUCCAAUGAGUUUGUGUGUGUGUGUGUGACUGACUCCUCAACGAUGACAUUGGGUAACCUUUGUGUGUUUGAAUGGCUCCAGGUUGAAGUUUCCCGUAGGUACAGAUCUAGCAUUAGCCCCCCCCCCCCCCCCCCCCCCCAAUCCUAACCUUAACCAUUACUGGGAGAAAUGCAAAACUGACCCAAGAUCAAUGUCUAGGGGCAACUCCACCCUACACCACUCCUUGACAGUGACAACUCCUUGACAGUGACAAUGUUUAGAAUGACCCAUUUCUUCUUCUUCUCAACCCACAGAGACAACAGAAGAUCCAGAAGGACCGGCUGGUGAAUGAUUUCUCCGCUGCCCUCAACAACUUCCAGGCCAUACAGCGCCAGGCAGCAGAGAAGGAGAAGGAGUCUGUGGCCAGAGCCAGAGCUGGUUCCCGUCUCUCAGUAAGGCUUUGAAAAUGGAUAGAAUGCUGAAUGUAAAACCAUUGGCAGGUUUUCUAUUUUCAAACUUUCAAGAGGAUAUUUUGCUUAUGUGAUGUCUGGAUCCUCUCUGUCAGGCUGAAGAUGGUGCCUCUGAGGAACAGCUCGUGUCUUUUGAUAAGUACGUUCAAGCUUCUCUCUCUCAAAGGAGGAUGUUUUGAAACUUAUCUACUCCAGGAUAUGGUUCCUGAUUUCUUAAAUAUCUCCUCUUCUCCAUAUGUGUUUUCUCGCUGUCUUUCUUUUCUGUAGCCAAGAUGAUUGGGGUCAGACAACCACACAGAUGACAGAGGAGGCCAUAACAGAAGAGGACUUGGAGCUUAUCAAGGAGAGGGAGACUAACAUCAGACAGCUGGAGGGUAAAUCUCUCUCUCUCUCUGUCUGUAUCUCUACUAUACUAUAUAUCUAUUAUAUCUAUAUUCUAUAAUUAUACAUAUAGUUGGAUAUAUGUUCUAUGUAUAUAUGUCUCUCUGUUAUAGUCUUCUCUCUCUCUAUAUAUCUCUAUCUCUGUCUCUCCUCUCUAUCAUGAAUAGAUCUCUAUGGUCUCUAUGUAUCUCUGUCAUCUGAUCUUCUCUGUCUCUGUCUCUCUCUGCUCUGGUAUAGUAUAUGUCUCUGCUCUCUCUCUCUCUCUCUUCUCCUCCAUAUAUGUAUCUCUCUUCUCUCUCUCUAUUCUCUCUCUCUCUCUCUCUCUCUCUUCUCUCUCUCUCUCUCUCUCUCUCUCUCUCUCUCUCUCCCUCCAUCUAUGUAUCUCUCUGUAUACCAAACAUUAGGAACACCUUCCUCAUAUUGAGUUGCACCCCCUUUGCCCUCAGAACAGCCUCAAUUCGUCGGGGCAUGGACUCUACAAGGUGUCGAAAGCGUUCCACAGGGAUGCUGGCCCAUGUUGACUCCAAUUCUUCCCACAGUUGUGUCAAGUUGGCUGGAUGUCCUUUGGGUGGUGGACCAUUCUUGAUACACAGGAAACUGUUGAGCGUGUGAAAACCAGCAGCGUUGCAGUUCUUGACACAAACCGGUGUGCCUGGCACCUACUACCAUACCCCGUUCAAAGGAACUUAAAUAUUUUUGCCUUGCCCUCAAUGGCACACAUACACAAUCUACGUUUCAAUUGUCUCACGGCUUAUAAAUCCUUCUGUAACCUGUCUCCUCCCCUUUAUCUACACUGCUUGAAGUGGAUUAAACAAGUGACAUCAAUGAGGGAUCAUGGCUUUCACCUGGAUUCACCUGGUCUGUCUAUGUCAUGGAAAGAGCAGGUGUUCUUAACGUUUUGUAUACUCAAUGUAUACAUCUUUCUCUCCCUCACUACAUAGGGUGCUGGUCAAACUAGUGCACUGGGGAAUAGGGUGCCGUUUACAGGGGGUUUUCUGUAUAGAAAAGUAUUGGGUGGGCCACCUAAGUGUGUUUUCAGGCUGCCUAUGCAAAAUACUUUCCGGGAUGGAAAUACGUUUUCAGUGUAAACUUAAACAACUUUAAGUUAUGCAUUCAGGGGUAUUUUUGUCAUGGCAUGGGGCCCCCAUUGAUUUUCUUAUGUUUGAGUCACUCAGAUAGCAUAAGCCAUGGCAAGAUGUGUAGAAUUUCAGGAAAUUAGCAUUAAAGCUGCAUAUAUUCUCUCAGCCCCAUGGCAAAAUGUGUAUAAUAUCAGGAAAUUAGCUUUAAAACAGCAAAACUAUGUCACCGCGGGCAACGGGAGAGCCUCUAAAAUAUUCUGUAAGGGACCGCACCAUUGGCCACGCCCCCGCCACAUCCACCACCUAAGCCCCAUUUUGAUCCAGGAAAAAAACCUGAUUUUAGGAUUCAGCCGGUGCCUGGGGACCAGACCAAUGCCUAUGUUCAUCAUGUGGCAUAAACAGGAAUGCAUUACCUUUCUCGUUGAGUUAUAUUGUGUUAUUUCAGCAUUACCUUUUUGUUGAGUUGUGUUAUUUCAGCAUUACCUUUCUCAUUGAGUUAUAUUGUUAUUUCAGCAUUACCUUUCUCAUUGAGUUGUGUUAUUUCAGCAUUACCUUUCUCGUUGAGUUAUAUUGUGUUAUUUCAGCAUUACCUUUUUGUUGAGUUGUGUUAUUUCAGCAUUACCUUUCUCAUUGAGUUGUGUUAUUUCAGCAUUACCUUUCUCAUUGAGUUGUGUUAUUUCAGCAUUACCUUUCUCGUUGAGUUGUGUUAUUUCAGCAUUACCUUUAUCAUUGAGUUAUAUUGUGUUAUUUCAGCAUUACCUUUCUCAUUGAGUUAUAUUGUGUUAUUUCAGCAUUACCUUUCUUAUUGAGUUAUGUUGUGUUAUCUCAGUCGGACAUCUUGGAUGUGAACCAGAUCUUCAAGGACCUAGCAGUGAUGAUCCAUGAUCAGGGAGAUAUGAUUGGUGAGUCCCAUCACUGUUGUAGUACUGGAGUCCAGUGCCCAAUCAGUGACUUCCUUCAUAAAACCCACCACUCUAAAACAUGGAUUUGAACUCUCUAAGAGUAUGAUUAGGUUUCCGUAUAUACACAUGCUUACAGUUAGAAAGCUGACCCCAAAAACAUCUGUAUUAUUGGAGCAAACUCUGCUGAUUGUCUUGUUUUGAAAUAAAAAUGCAUAUAUGUGUUUAAAAAAUAAGCUGACCCACCAUAAGGCAGAGACAAGCUGACCCACCAUAAGGCAGAGACAAGCUGAGGCACCAUAAGGCAGAGACAAGCUGAGGCAGUGUGUCUGAACCUCUUCUCCGUGUGUUUCCACCACAGACAGCAUAGAGGCCAACGUGGAAAGUGCUGAGGUCCACGUAGACCGAGGGACAGAACAGCUCCAGAGAGCCGCGUACUACCAGGUAAGAGGAAAUAUCACUGUUGCAGAGUAAGACUCUACUACCAGGUAAGAGGAAAUAUCACUGUGCGAGUAAAUUAUACCAGGUAAGGGGAAUAUCACGUUGCAGAGUAAGACUACUACAGGUAGAGGAAACACUGUUGCCAGAGUGAAGACCUACUACCGGUAGAGGAAUAUCACUGUGACAGAGAAGACUCUACAUAAGGUAGAGGAAAUAUCACUGUUGCAGGUAAGACUUAUACAGGUAAGAGGAAAUAUCACUGUUGCAGUAAGACUUAUACAGGUAAGAGGAAAUAUCUGUUGAGAGUAAACCCUGUGUCCAGCUGUAGCAUGGCGCCGAUAAUAUCGAGGGGCCAUAAUUUCAUAGGAGUGUCUCGGCAAUGAGCCAGUGAGAGGAACUGAGCCAGGUGAGAGGAACUCGCUGAGCAAUGUGUGAACAGAAUGUACAGUAAUUUGGGGAAAGCUGAACAUUCUGUAUAUUCCCAGCGAUAUCAUGACGCGAUUGACCAAUUGAGGCUCACUGUAGCUUUCAGACUGCUGGAUUGGCUGUUGUUCCCUUUGCCCUUAGAACAGCCUCAAUUCAUCAGGGCAUGGACUCUACGAGGUUUUGAAAGCGUAUAAACUGAGCAGUAUAAUAAGAGUCUGGUAGCAGCAGUUUGUUUCUGCUUGUCACCUGUCACCAUCCAUCCAUCCCUCUGCUCUGUCUCCCCUCAGCUAAAGUCCCGUAAGAAGAUGUGCAUCCUGGCCGUGGUCCUGUCCAUAGUACUAACCAUACUGGGCAUCAUCAUCUGGCAAGCCACCAAAUGAAGAGAGCCCACCCCCGACCUGAAACACUAGCCUGGGAUGGAUCCCCUGAGCGGUUAAGAGAAGGGGAUGCCCGGGCUAGCUCACUGUUGGCAGGGUCAGAGGUCAGGGGUCAGUGGAGUGGCAUCAGGGGCAAAGGGAUGGGUCUAGGAUGUAAUCUUACCUGUUACCUGACAUUCCCCACCUGAGCUCGAGACCUCCAUCUAACCUCCUCUCUCAUUUACCCUGAGACAACGCAGUAGUAUUUAUAUUCAAAUGAAGGAGAGUAUUGGAGUGAGAUGGGGUGGGGAGAGUGGAUUAAUAGGAAAAUAUAAUCUUAUGAUCUGUUUCAGUUCAUUUUGUGAUAUUUACUGCACUAACACUAACAUUUAUUGUAUUUCCAAAAGCAGAAUUAUUGUUAU
Messenger RNA from Coregonus sp. 'balchen', 6199 nucleotides. The record is from the annotation of a GenBank genome assembly. NCBI's taxonomy places the organism in Eukaryota, Metazoa, Chordata, Actinopteri, Salmoniformes, Salmonidae.